Molecule: messenger RNA, 774 nt
Organism: Vigna radiata var. radiata (mung bean)
Lineage: Eukaryota; Viridiplantae; Streptophyta; Magnoliopsida; Fabales; Fabaceae
Product: ferredoxin-like
Exons: 1
Coding region: 87-533 (148 amino acids)
Biological process (GO): electron transport chain
Cellular component (GO): chloroplast
Molecular function (GO): 2 iron, 2 sulfur cluster binding; electron transfer activity
Source: RefSeq, a predicted model, not a curated record
UAUUUCUGCAAAGUGAAGGUCAGAAUUCUUAUCCUUCAGCAAGUAGAAGAAGAAGACGACGACAACGACGCUAGCAGCAUUGAAGAAUGGCGUCGAUGGCACCCGCUCUCUGUGGCCCUGUCUUGAACACUUCCUUCCUCAGGAAGCAACCACUGAACAUGGCAAGCAUGAAGCCUUUCCAAAACGCUAACGCCGUUUUCGGUGUGGAAGGAGGACGUGGAGGUCGUGUGACUGCCAUGGCCGCUUACAAGGUGAAGCUGAUCACCCCAGAGGGAGAACAGGAGUUCGAAUGCCCAGAUGAUGAAUACAUUCUUGAUGUUGCAGAGGGCCUAGGCCUUGACCUUCCCUACUCAUGCAGGGCUGGUUCUUGNUCUUCCUGUGCUGGCAAAGUUGUCGCCGGCAAAGUCGACCAGUCGGACGGUAACUACCUUGAUGACGACCAAAUUGGUGAAGGCUGGGUUCUCACCUGCGUUGCUUACCCAACCUCUGAUCUUGUUAUCGAGACCCACAAGGAGGAAGACCUCGUUGCUUAAAUCUUAUCAUCAUCGCUGCCUCUACUUUAUUAAGUUUCUUCCUUUCCCAGCCCCAUUGUCUUUUUCCCUUUAUUCUGUGCCAUUUUGUCAGGAUAUAUACGUAUGUUAUGUUUGUUUAUGAACAACUUGUUUUGCACUAAUUCGUUAAUUACUUCACCUGUACGUUGUAGCAGCUCAAGUUCAUUGCUGUCUUACUGUUGUUGCCCACUUGAUUGAAUGACAACUCAAUUUUUUUGGUAGA